Messenger RNA from Sabethes cyaneus, 3557 nucleotides. It is a transcript of the gene Mat89Ba, whose product is annotated as nucleolar protein 6. Gene Ontology annotation, cellular component: UTP-C complex; CURI complex; small-subunit processome. NCBI's taxonomy places the organism in Eukaryota, Metazoa, Arthropoda, Insecta, Diptera, Culicidae. The transcript has 6 exons. The record is from RefSeq and is a predicted model, not a curated record. Gene Ontology annotation, biological process: tRNA export from nucleus; rRNA processing. The coding region runs from base 64 to 3534 and encodes 1156 amino acids.
GUAGCAUUUCUGCUCGUGUUUUAUUCACGUUUUUCUUGAACGUUAAGUUUGGUUUACCACUCAAUGGUCAUAAGGAAAAUGAAGAAAUUCACUCAAAAGAAACCACGCCAAAAACCGGCAAAAGUUGCAAAUCUCACCGACUCAGAAUAUGAUUCAACGAUCGAAAACGUGACGGGCGAUGAGCUAGUUCGGGAGAAUAAAUCAGCACGGGAAUCCAUAGAAAGCGAUAGCGGUCACGAAAGUUCGGGUGGCCGUUUUGUUAGGGCACCAGCGGGCAAGAGUGAUGAAACGCGGAAAGCGAAGCGUAAGGCUUCGGACUCGGAAGCGAAUCAGCAAAAAAUCAAAGCCAUGAAGCAAUUAUAUAAACCACCGACCGUGGAUGAAAUUAAUCGGUUAAAGGAAACAGAAAAUCUCUAUCAUUCGAAUCUGUUCCGUUUACAAGUGGAAGAAAUGAUAAACGAGGUAAAGGUUAAGCCAAAAGUUAAGAACUUUGUUGAAAGUUGGUUAAACGAUUUCCGGAAGGUUUUGCGCAUUGUAAAAGAUGCCGUUACGGAGCGGCCUCUCAAUGAUAUCCAUUAUGAGGGUGUAUCUUUUCCUCUGGAGCUUUCGGAAAGCUUGAAUUUCACCGACAAGCAAGGAUUCACGUUUGCCCAACAACGCAUAGUUCAUCAAAUCGGAGCAACAAGUUUAGGAACGAGUUACGGAAAGUCGCUAACCGUGGACUUGCUUCUGGAAAUUCCAAGCAAAUGCCUCCAAAGCGAGGAUUAUCUGAAUCUAAGAUACCAUUGCAAGAGAGCCCACUUUCUGUGUCACCUAGCAGAAGGACUGGUCAAGCAGACCAAAUAUCCGCUCGUUGAGAAGAUGAAAUUUGUGCCGCUAAAGGGUGAUGCCCUGAAGCCUGUUUUGGAGCUAACACCGAAGGAUGAAAAAUUUGCCAAGCGCGUUAAGUUUGUGAUACAUGCAGGCUCAUUUGAGAAAUUCACGAUGAAACGCUUUCUACCAGAGAAAAAUAAUGUCAGACCGGUGCUGAUUGGGGAGGAAACGGCAGAUCCCCGUUCGUACCCGACACCGCACUACAACGCUUCUAUUCUACAGGACAUGCGUCUGCUUAAAAAUCAGGAAGCUCUUGAAAACACCAUCAACGUUGACCAGGUGCGUCAAGCCAUCGUACUGCUGAAGGUAUGGAUUCAUCAGCGGCGUUUCGAUGUCGGUUAUUAUGGCUUUGACGGGGCAAUUGUUACAUUUUUUAUUGCCCAUCUGAUUCAAGUUCGAAAAAUUCAUCGAACAAUGAGUAGUUAUCAGAUAAUUCGCCUUUUCUGGAACCAACUAGCGAACAGCAACUGGGACAGUGCUGGGAUAACGAUGGAGCCAGGUGCUUCCACUGUCCCGGCCAGUUAUCAUAAUUUGUUUGAAGUGGUUUUUCUCGACAGCUCAGGCGUGUUAAAUAUUUGUGCCAACUUGUCGGGUGAGUUGUAUCGUCGCGUGAAACAAGAAGCUUCGACUGCAAUCCAACUGCUAGACAACGAACAGCUGAACAGUUUCAUACCGCUAUUCCUGUGCAAGUAUCCUGUUUACACGCAGUAUGAUCACAUCCUAAGCAUCGAUAAACCCGAUUUGAUACGAUCCGUUGUCGAAACGUUUGGUUCCGAGGAAGAUAAAUUGAAUUAUUUUGGCAAUGUGAAGGGUCAUUUUCGCAAAAUGAUUCAUAAAGUGCUUCGGCGGGGUCUAGGAGCACGAGUAAUUUUUUUGGUACCGAUUGAGGUAAAAGAAACCGAGGACCAUGAACUGAGCAUAACCAUCGGAAUUAUGUUGAAUCCUCAGGAAGCUUUCUCCGUUGUUGAUAAAGGUCCCGAAGCAAUAGAUAAGGUCGCUUCCGAUGAUUUUCGGCAAUUUUGGCGUGGUAAAGCCGAACUGCGGCGCUUCAAGGAUGGUUCGAUUACGGAAUCAUGCAUGUGGGGAGCAUCCUCUGAUCCAAUCGGAGAAAAACGGCUUAUCUGCCGUAAAAUUGUACUGUUUCUGCUGAAUGCACACUUUGACAUCAGCGAAAAGAAGAUCACCUACGCUGCCCAUCAGUUUGAGGUAGCCAUCAAAUCGGAAGAGAGUGAACAGCACGAAACGGUCGAGGAACGCUCGCUAGCAUGCAUUCGGGCAUUCGAUGAGUUGAGUAAAAUUUUGAAGAAACUAGAUGGUGUUCCUUUGACGAUCAAUGGAUUGGUUGGAACGGACCCGGUGUUCCGUUAUGCAGAUCCCGAUCCUCCAAGAGCAACGGCGAAAGCGCUGCUUGUUAAUGGUCAGCUAAUGUUUUUGGCGCCACAGGUUAUGAACGCCACGAUUCAACUGGAGGCCAGCAGCAAAUGGCCAGAGCAACUGGAAGCGAUAAGACGGUUAAAGGCGGCAUUCUAUCUGAAAAUAGCCGACUCGGUGCGGUCGUACGCGGGUGCCUCAGCUGAACUGGUGCCGCAAGCGUAUGCGGAGUAUUUGGACAUUCUAUACCAAAAGUACCUUUUCCGUUUCCACAUUGUCCAUCAGCGAGAGAUCACUCUUCUACGGGAGUAUCUUUCGGCAAAUCGAGUCACUAAACUCUACCGCGAUACGGACCGGAGCAUUCAGCUGGAAAUGCAAGCCACCAUUCUGCCCAGGCUGACAAGUAUUCUGCAUGGUUUGCACCAGCAGCACUUUUCGUUCGGUUCGGUGGCGGCCAUGGCAAAACGUUGGCUCUAUUCGCAGCUGAUCGAUCCGUUUCUGUGGCCGGACGAAUGUACGGAGCUGAUUUUGGCCUUCCUCUUCGAACGGCAGGCCCCGCUGGUACAGCCGCAGGCAGGUUUUCUCCGUUUUCUUGAGUAUUUGGCUUGUACGGAUUGGAGCAAAGAGCUGAUUUUACUGAAUUUUAACGAGGAAAUUCCCGAGGAAAAGAUCGAGGAACUGGAGAAGCAAUUCACCGAACGACGGGAUCACUUUCCGCCGCUAGCCAUAGUGACGUCUUGCGAUGGGGAUAAGUACGGGUUAUUUGCUAGGAGAGCGCCCAGCCAGGAAGUACUUAACAGAGUUGUUUUUUUGGCGAAAAGCGUUGUUUCAAUGGUACAAGACGAUAUCAGCGUUAUUAGGAAUAAAGUGCACAUAUUUUUCAAACCAUCCUUCGUUGGAUAUGAUUUGAUUAUCCAUUUGGAUUCCACUAUCGUUCCGGCGGUAGGCGUUCCCAACGUCGAAUAUUUCACCCGAGGCAGAAGAGAAUGUUUGGUAGAAGAUCAAAGCAAAGAUCCUGCCGCUGGAUUCAAUCCGGUACAAUUCUAUCUAAAUGAGCUAAGGGAUGGCUACAGAAAGUUUGCUGUAUUUUUCUACGAUUACUGCGGAGGUGAUCAGAUAGCAGUUUUGUGGAAACCAGAAGCCCUGGAAGCAAAACCAUUUACGACAACCAAUGUAAAUGGAUGCGUUUUGUCCAACGAUGGCACCGUCAGGUUAAAUACGGAGGCUCUGAUAAAAGAUUUUGAAAUACUGGGCAAAGGAUUAGUUCGCAGCAUAGAACGAAUGAAAUAAAAACAGCUAAGACACGAAGUGUU